Messenger RNA from Williopsis jadinii, 463 nucleotides. It is a transcript of the gene MRPL33, whose product is annotated as mitochondrial 54S ribosomal protein uL30m. The coding region runs from base 21 to 275 and encodes 84 amino acids. Lineage: Eukaryota; Fungi; Ascomycota; Saccharomycetes; Phaffomycetales; Wickerhamomycetaceae. Gene Ontology annotation, biological process: translation. Gene Ontology annotation, molecular function: structural constituent of ribosome. The transcript has a single exon. Gene Ontology annotation, cellular component: large ribosomal subunit; mitochondrion. The record is from RefSeq and is a predicted model, not a curated record.
ACCAAACUGUUAUAAUCACCAUGUCCUUCUACAGAAUAACGCUGAAGCGCUCAACUAUUGCUCUCCCAAAGACCAUCAAGGAUACGGUCACCAAGCUUGGCCUUGGGAAGACCGGUUCUGUCGCAUACCAACAGGUUGGACCACAUAGCGCUGGUAUGAUUCUUAAGGUUAAGGAACUAGUGGAUGUUCAAGUGGUGGAGAAUGCCUUGUCUAAAGCUGAGGAGAGACAGUUGAGAAAGAGUGAUCCAGGGUUCACAGUAGAGAAGCAACAGUGAUUGUCUUUUGCUCUUGUGAUGAAGAGUAUUACAAGUCAUGGAAAAAGUAAGCUUUUCAGUAUGCCCUCUGAGAACAUGCUGUAAAGCUUCAAACUAACAUGAUGGAUGAAAGUGUUCGUUUCGUUGUACAUAGAAGAAGAAAAAAACAGAAGGAAUUGAAAUGUAUUUAUCAUAAGGGGAAAUUUACA